AUGAAGGUCUCAUUCGUCCUUGUCUUGUUGGCUCUCCUUGCCGUCAGUGCUUUCGUUUCUGCUCAAAAGGCAUACCCUGCCGAACAAACUGUAACUCUCAUCGGCCAACCAUCUGUCAACACUCGCGACUUUGCAGUUGACCUCCCAGCAAGCGCAAUUCUCCUCGCCAGAACUGACUCUGCAGAUGACGAAGAAGAAGAGGCUCACGAAGAAGUUUCCAUGGAAGAAAUGACUGACAGCGAAUCUACUUUGACAAGUGGUGAUAUUUUGGCUGCAACCACCACUUUGAAUGUGAGAUCAGGUGCUUGUACCGACAGAAGCAUUGUUAGAAAAUUGAGUCCAAAUGAACAAGUUAGAUUCAAUGGUGAUGUCAGAAGUGGAUGUGGAUACACUUGGUAUGGUGUUUCUGGAAGUUGGGGAAGCGGAUUUGCUGCUUCUGCUUAUUUGACUCCAGUUGGUGGAGGUGGUGGUAAUGGAUGCAGACAAUCCUACAAUUAUCCAUUGUUCAAGCAAUGUGAUGGUAGAUGGGGAAGUGACAGAUUGGGAUCUAGCACUGUCUGUGCUAUUGGUUGUCUCAUGACCUCCGUCACAAGUGCUUUGAACGGACGUGGAAAGAGCAGCAUGAAUCCAGGACAAAUGAACUCAUGGUUAAAGAGCAAUGGUGGAUACUAUGGAGAUCUCUUUGUCUGGGGAUCUGUUUCAAGAUUUGGCUUCUCCUAUCUCGGACAAACUCAAGACAAGGCUACCAUUAGAAACUGGCUCUGCUCUGGUAAGGUUGUUAUUUUGAACGUCAGAAAUGGUGGUCACUGGGUCCUUGCCAAGUCCUACAGCAAUGGUGUCUAUGAAGUGAAUGACUCUGGCUUCAGUGUUAGUUCUUACACUGAAUCACAAGUUGUCAGAGCUGCUGCUUUCAGUGCUUAA
Molecule: messenger RNA, 921 nt
Organism: Naegleria fowleri
Lineage: Eukaryota; Heterolobosea; Eutetramitea; Acrasida; Naegleriidae
Exons: 3
Coding region: 1-921 (306 amino acids)
Source: RefSeq, a predicted model, not a curated record